UGCAGCUGACAGGUGAAGGUGAGGCAAGACCGCUGGCGGGGCGGUGAGAGGGCGGGGCGAGGCUUUAGCAGCGCACCUGUACAUCGCCACACCUGCAUGCUCCUCACACCUCAUAUUGGGCUAUGUGAGACACGCUAUCUGUCUGAGUGUCCCGCUGUACGGCCCAAUCCGGUCCCUGUCCCAGCCUCUCCGCCUCGUCCUUCCUAAGGCUGGACAUGCCCACACCAGCAACCUUGCAGCAGCAGCAAUAGGACGCUCACUCACCGCCGUGAUGGCCUGGAUGAACGGUGUGGCGGUGGGCCAGGCUGCCUAUCAGCCCACCAGUGUGGAACACUGGGCCAAUAUGGUCACUCAUGGGCUGUUUGUACUGCCGGCUAUUUAUGGAGCAGUGUUCAUGGUGACAGCUGCUCACUGUAGCCUCCACCAGCUGGCUGCUGCCAUUUAUGGCUUGGGGCUGGCUGGGCUCUUCAGUGUGUCUACCUUCUUCCAUAUUGUCUUCUACCUUGGCUAUUACAAGAAACUGAAGGAGGUGCUCCACCGGGGUGACCGGGCCAUGAUCUAUGUCUUCAUAGCCACAUCCUACACCCCUUGGCUCCUGCUCCGCCCUCUUCCUCAAGAUUCAUGGACACUACAUCUAAGGUGGGGCAUCUGGGUGCUGGCUGUGGUCGGCAUUCUGUACCAGCAGAUGUUUCACGAGAGAUUCAAGAUGCUGGAAACUGUGUUCUACCUUGUGAUUGGCAUCAUGCCCUCCAUGGCAGUAAUGAAUAUGGAUGAUCGCUCAGGAUUGGCAGAGCUCAAGUUAGGUGGUGCCAUCUACGUGUUGGGCGUGGUGUUCUUCAAGCUGGAUGGGCGUGUGCCACUUGCACAUGCCAUCUGGCACCUUUUUGUGGUGCUGGCCGCUUUCAUCCACUACUAUGCAGUCCUCACAUACCUAAUCCUGCCCCAGGCUGGUAUGGAGGAAGCCGAGGCCUGGACACAGGGUGAGGGACAGUGUGAUGCAUCAGCCUUGCAUGAGUGUCCAUUACUGUAGGGACAUAAGAGUCAGGUUUACUACACUGCUAUCUUGUGGCCAAAUUGUUAAGUAUUAAUCCUCAGGUAAAGCCCCAAAGCAGUGCCAGCCAAGGUGCCUGGCCCAUGAUUGGCAGAGCUGCAGCAAUUCUAUAACAGUAACAAUGGAACCAAGUCAGUGCCAUAUCAAGUGGCAGUUUAUCAGCAGUUGUUUUACUUGUUGUUAUAGUCUUGGGAUCUGGUAUUGGCAUUAUCAUGAUGGUAUUGGUAAUAUGGAGUUUUUGUACCACAAGCCACAUGUUGCCCAUUUCACUUUUUUUUUAAAAACCUGUGUGUGUUGUGUAAUGGACAACAUGGCAAUAGGAAGUUUGUAAGAUUUUUUACUAAAGGAGAGUUAUUUUUUUAAGAGUAAAAUUGCUUGGGUAGCUAGACUAGCCAGUACAAAGAAAGGUAAUGAUGCAGAACAGAUUUAGAGCACUAGUAGAGCAUUGGGAACAUGAAGAUUUUUGAGGAUGACCAUCUCAUAUUUAUGGGAAGGUAAAGUAUUGUGGCAGACAGGCAACAGCUGUAUUUGAUAAUGUAAUUUGGCCAUAGCAGUCUAUGUAGAAAUGAAAAGCAGUAUACUUGGACAUUAAGGUAUUUUUAUCAGUAUUUAUUGACUAUAUUGAUUUCAUAUAAGAGAAAUGAGGUCAAAGCACUGACAUUCAGUCAGACAUUGAGGAUAUUGUAGCAGGUAGCUAUGUUCAGUACUUGGGUCUGUCCAAGGCACCACUGGAACUUAUCCUCACUUAUUUGUAUUGUUAUUGUGUUCAUGAUCAGUGGAAACAGUCAACACACUAAAAAUGACUGUGUUUGAAUGUGAAUUGAUUGAUGUUUUAUUGAGAAGUAUGGUCCAUUUAACAGUGGUGUUACAAGGAUAAUUUGUGGCUGUUAUGAGAUGGCAGUGCAAUGUUGUUCUUUUCAAGUAUUUUCAAUAUAAUAACAUCUUGCUUCAGAAGAGAAGUUUUGCAAUUACUGAAUAAUCUGAGCAGCAUUUUAAGCAUACAUUUGCUGUUGGAAUAAUGCAGAUGUCAGAAAUAAGCUAGACUAAUGGUUUACUGUGUACCUUAGUUAUACCCUUGUGCAUGAUUUCUUAAUCCAAAAGGGCUCUACCCUCUUGGCCAGGUUGUUGGUACAAACCACUGCACACCCAUCGUAAUAACACCCUCAGAUUUAUUUAUUGAGACAAUCACCCAGUGAGAUAUCUUCUUCAGGAAUUUUAGUCUUGGUGUUCUAGAUGAAGACACCAGACACCCCACAAUGUUGUGAUGCAUUUUUAGUAUUAGUGAGCAGACCCAGUCAAAGGCUGCCUCAUGCCCAUAGAGCAUGACUUAUUAGUUUUCCUAUAUCAGUUAUAGCUUCAUCUGGGAAUGGAAGUUAUUGGAGAGUGACAGAGUGUCUGUAUUUUUGUAUUUCACAAAUUGGAACUUUGAGAAUUAAAAACUCACUUUGUACUGUACAUUGAACCAGUGUACUCUUGCCAUGACUCUUUGUGAUAACAAUUUAUGUCACUUUUAAGGAAGAAUACUUGUCACAAAUUACAGUAUCCAGAAAAGUACUAUUCAAGCUUGGCUUUAAGGAUUGUUCUAAACUUUCAUAGGAAAGGUGAAACCACAAACAAGGGAAAAAGGCUGUUUGGAAGAAAAACAAAUUUGCUCUUAAAAUUCUAGAAUAAUACAGUAAAGACUUGUGGGCAUUGUCUUGGCACUGUCCCUAAAACACAACCAAAAAACUGUUCACAUAGAAUUUUUAACACAAGUUAAGGUCAUAAAUUAUAAUGAUGCCAUCUGUAUCAGAAUAAACAAAACACCAAAGUAGGGUAGAAAAUCUACUGGGAGCAAUCUUGUCAAAUGACAAAGAUUUGAUAAUUAGAUACUAUGAGCCUCCAGGAUGUCGCAGGAACUAAGCCUUGGAGAAAUAUGUAAGGGGACCAGAGAUCACCUUCAGGCAGGGACUUUGGAAACUCCAGGUGACAAAAAUUGAUGACAGCCUGGGAAAGAACAUUUCCAGGAAAACUUUGUGACCUUUACAAAGUACUAAUUUUUAGCUACAAUAGUGGCAACAACUAUGACAGAUCUUUGUAAUGGUGCUUGGAGAAGACUGGCUCUUAGUUAUUUUUCAUUUCCUCAAGUGCUUACUCAUCUUUGUACUAAGAGGCUUAUAAUUGAAGAUUUAAGAACUGACCAUUCCCUUGAUCCAAAGCUAGUAGUAAUGUAAAGGUCCAAACAAUUAUCAUGAACAAUAUAUAUAUAUAUAUAUAUAUAUAUAUAUAUAUAUAUAUAUAUAUAUAUAUAUAUAUAUAUAUAUAUAUAUAUAUAUAUAUAUAUAUAUAUAUAUAUAUAUAUAUAUAUCAUGUUUUUAAUAUGAUAUCUGAAAAUUACAAAUAGUGGAAGUAGAGUUAUGUAAAUACUUGACAUCAUAUGCCAUCUGGCUGCUCACCAUUUCUGUGCAUGAUCAUAUCAUAAGGCAAGGCACAGUGGAAUGCAAGUGGGAUGCAAGAAGACAAUUUCCACUGAAAUGGAAAGAUAGAGUGCUUGAGUACAAGAGGGAAAAGGAGACUGAGAGGACUAUAGCACACAAGGGCAGACAUAAAUGGAAAGACUUUUAUCAUGGCCAUUCUCUAUUGGAAGUUGGCAGAUAGAUACCAUAUGAGAAAGUGUAUCAUGUUUCUUUUCUUCUCCAUUACUUGUAUUAGGGAGAGGCUCUGUCAAGUGGAGUAACAUUCUGCUAUUGGUGGGAUACUGCCUGCAGCAAGUGCCCAUAAUUUGCCACUACAAGGUGGUACCUCAGUGUGGUGGUGGAUGCAUGCAGACUAUCACUAGGGCUGAGUCUUGGCAAAUCAUUACAUUACAUAAAUUUUUGUCAGUGAUAUUAGUUCAUCACUAUGAUUGCUCCACCACAACACUGAGUAAAGCAGGAGUUCAUUGGUUCUUUAGCAGAUUGUUGCACUGUGCCUCAAAUUUCAGACAUUUUACAGCCUUUAGACACGGAGGGCUCAGUAAACAAGCAGCAGGCUGGAGGUGAACCACACCUUCUGAGGAAACACAAUAGUCUGUUAGUGCUGCUGGAGUUAGCCAGCAGCAGUAGUAGCAUGUGCCACAAUGCCAUUUCUUAGUCUCCUCACUGCCAGUUUGACAAACAGCCUUUGUCACCAUUGUCUUGUAGCCCAGCAUUGUGUUAUGUUGUGCAGGCAACUUGGAUGACAUGAGACAACCAUGCCUGUGAUGAUCGCCUGAGCUGGUCAUAAAGUUGUUCCACUUGUUGUUAUUCUUGUUAAUGUUGAUUAAGAAUAUAAGACAACAUAAGCCAUGCAGUAUACCAUUAAGCUCAGACCAGUGUGAGGAGUCGAGCCAGUCAUCAUCCAAGGUAUGCUCUAUUACAAAACAGGUCAUUCAUCAUGUGUCUACCACAGCAAGGAUUCAUAUCCUGCUAUACUCUUAUGAGGUGGUUGUAGUUCCCAAGUCUCCACCAUUCAAAUGAGGGAGGGCAAGAAGGAAGUGAUGUGUGUACUCCUUAUUAUCACAAACAAAAAGGAGGCCUCACUCUCAGCUACUGCUCUUACCCAGGUUAGCUCUCAUCAUACUUCCCUAUGUUUCUUGUAAGGAAUUUCUUAAGUAUUUGUUGCUCUCUUCUGUCAAAGUAUUUUACAAGUGCUAAUCUGAUUUGCACUUAGUGGAGUAGAUGUGCAGUUGUAUAUGUAUAUGGCUAAUGUCUUUGUUAUUGAGUGUGGACAAUGAUCUGAAAGAACUUCAUGUAAAUAUAAAUCAUGUGAUGUUGUCUGGUGAAGGUGAAAUGUUCAGAGUUUAGGUGUGUUUGCAAAAAUGUUAUUUAUUGUGUGACUGAUGACUUGCUCUAAUAACUCUGCUAAAGGACAGUGCACAGGAGACUAACUUAUUGAAUACAAUGGAAAAGUUGAUGAAUUGUGAUUUUGAGUGGUUGUACAUUAAUACUAAAAUAUAUUAAAUUCAGGGACAUGGUUCUUGACUUAUUGCCAAAUUUAGCAUUUUAUAAUUGUAUAACUUAUCUCUCCUGGAAAGUAAACUAACACAAGACGUGUGUGUGUGUGUGUGUAUGUGUGUGUGUGUGUGUGUGUGUGUGUGUGUGUGUGUGUUAUAUACUCAAGUUGUGGGAAGUUAUGAUAAGCCUUCAAAACUUCAAGUCAUGCAUCACUGAGAAUUUUACAAUUUCUCUUUUGUUACAACAAAUAGUGAAAAGAUUCAAAAGAUAAAUAAGGGCCAGAGAAUAAGGCAGGAUACCAAUCAUCACUAGAGUUAUGUGUCAUGCGUUCCUAUGGUCACAUAUUUUUAAUUUACUCCUUAGAAUGAUGAGCUGCUCUCCUGCCUCAUUCUACCAAUAAAUACCAAUUUAUUGUUGAUUAAUAAUGACAAUGAAAAUACAAAUAAAUGUUUGUUGGGGAAACUUUUGAACCUAUCCUGUUUACGUAUCAUGCUGCAAUCAAUUUUGCAUUCUUAACAUGGAAAUUAGAAAAGAGAGAGAAAGAGACAGGUCAGGGAUCCCUUCACUUUGCAUUUACAUAUGCCAUAAUAUUGAGAACUGUCAGCUCAUGAUCAAGGAGGUUUUUCUCUUAAGCACUCAUCUUUUCCAUAUAGUAUACCAUUUUAAGUUUUAUGGCAUUGCCCCCUUCUUUCCCAACCAGCUACAGUACUGUAUAGUGAUGUAAGUAUAUUAUAUAUUUGUUAUACUAUACUUAUCAGGUUCUUGUUAUUAACCAUUCAUGUUAUGAAGUCAAUUAGUGACUCCAAAAUCUUAGGUGUAUGUAUUGUAUGGUGCAGUAGAAAGCCCUUUAACCCAUGGCUUAGUUCUCCACUAUCUUCUCAUGACUGUGCCAAACUUUUAUGCAUCAUAUUUCAAGCUUUUUUUUAUUUUUUUAAUAUCAUUAUUUAUUUUUUUUUUUUUUGCCUAAAGUGCCAGUUAGCAUUUUUUACUGCAUUCUUUUUUGUAAGGCUUAGAAGAUCAGCCUCUUAUUUUUGUGGAAGUUUGGUUGAUCAGCUCCAACCCAUGGUGGCACAGGCAGAUUUAUAGAGUGACUCUAGAAGCUCAUGCCACUCCCCAAGAUGCAGUUACCAUCAAAAGAUAGGGUCCAUAGGAUGCAUGAGAGGUACUCUUCAGCCAGUCAACAAUAGCUGGAAAAAUGGCCAGUGUCUAACAGGACUUGAACUUCUGUCCUAGACAUCUGUGUGGAUUGAUUUUGAUUGCUUAUUCAGAAUCCCUAAAUCAUCAUGUAGAUGGUGAAAGCUUUCCACCUCAGAGUUGUUGGUUGUCAAGACCCAGUUCCAGCAAAUUAUAUCAUGUAUGGCUUGUAACAUAAACUGGGGAACACAGCAAAUUGUUUAUUGAUUUCUACAAAUAGUUGCUUUAAGCAGUUAGUGACAGCAUGUACAUUGUCCUAUGGACAACCAAACAGCAGACCCGGGGAAGGGGGGGGAGGUGGAAUCAGUAGUGCAAACAAUACUCCCUCCUGCCACUUCAAUGCGUUCCCCUAAUAAAUAAAAUUGCAACCUAAGCUUCACCAGAUGAAACUUUUAAUAAUUAAAUCUUUAAAACAGUGGUUAGUAAUUCAAACAACUUCAACCUACAUUAAUAUUUCUAUAAAUGACAUCUCAUGAUAUGCAUGUAAAUUUCUGAAGUAAUUCACUGGGUUUAAUAGGUUUCUUCCCUGCCUAUAUAUUGCAAAGGGAAAUAAGUGAUGAUGAUGUAGUACUACAUGCCAGUACAGUGGACCUCCCGUCUGAUAUGAAGGCUUCCCUCGGGGACUUGCCAACACUGACUUAAAUGUCUUGCUGGGCUGGAGGUGAGAGAGGCAGACAGAUAGAAAAUGUGUGUGGUCCUAGGACUAAGGGUGGAGAGGGCAUUAGCAUAGCAGUUAGAGAGAUAGGCAGCAACAGCACCACGCACACCUAUAUCAUGUUGCCAAACUCUAGCAUCUUUAACAGUGAUGUGUUCAGAAAGUGUUCCCUUGUCUGUGCUCUUCCUCGCAGUUGCGUGUCUGUGUCUUAGAAACCUUUGUACUAGUGUAACACCAGCAGUGAUUCAAUGUGUCAUGCUAGGGCUCAUUUAGAAUCCAGUGAGCUGAUCCUCUAGGGUGAAGUAGAAAGUGAUGAUAAAAAUGAACAGUGAUAUUAAUGAAUUUGUUUAAUGUGUACCUAGUAAUCCUACUCCAGAUCUCCGUGGUUGUACUUUUUAAUAUUGUAUUUGUGUAUGUUUCAAAUAAAUACUUCAAAUUUAA
Messenger RNA from Scylla paramamosain (green mud crab), 7294 nucleotides. Its product is annotated as monocyte to macrophage differentiation factor 2-like. NCBI's taxonomy places the organism in Eukaryota, Metazoa, Arthropoda, Malacostraca, Decapoda, Portunidae. Gene Ontology annotation, molecular function: pore-forming activity. Bases 272 to 1030 code for a protein of 252 amino acids. The record is from RefSeq and is a predicted model, not a curated record. Gene Ontology annotation, cellular component: membrane. The transcript is spliced from 6 exons.